This is a messenger RNA of Humulus lupulus (European hop), 1464 nucleotides long. RefSeq lists its product as uncharacterized. Gene Ontology annotation, biological process: DNA integration. The coding region runs from base 1 to 1464 and encodes 487 amino acids. The transcript has 6 exons. The record is from RefSeq and is a predicted model, not a curated record. Gene Ontology annotation, molecular function: nucleic acid binding. Lineage: Eukaryota; Viridiplantae; Streptophyta; Magnoliopsida; Rosales; Cannabaceae.
AUGGGUAUUCUAGUUAUCACCAAAUACCUAUUGCUCCCAAAGAUCAAGAGAAAACAACUUUUACUUGUCCUUAUGAAUUUGGAGAAGGUGUUAACAAGAUGCGAAGAAUCUAAUUUGGUCCUGGAUUGGGAAAAAUGUCACUUUAUGGUGAGUGAAGGAAUUGUUUUGGGGCAUAAGAUUUCAAGCAAGGGAAUAGAAGUAGAUCGUUCGAAGGUUUCAACAAUUGAGAACUUGCCUUCUACGAUUUCAGUUAAGGGUGUUCAGAGUUUUCUUGGCCACGCUGGAUUUUAUAGGAGAUUUAUUAAAGAUUUCUCCAAGAUUUCUAAACCCCUGUCUGCUCUAUUAAUGAAUGGAGUACAGUUUAAUUUUGAUGCUGAUUGUCAAAGAGCUUUCAAUACUUUGAAAGAGAAACUGAUUAUUUCACUGAUUGUGUUCACAAGGACAUACUUAAUUGGUAAUAAGGUUAUUGUCUACACAGACCAUUCUGCUAUUAAGUACCUUAUGACCAAGAAGGAUGCAAAAUCUCCUUUAAUUCAAUGGGUCCUUUUAUUGCAAGAGUUUGACAUGGAAAUUCAUGAUAAAAAAGGGAUAGAGAAUUUAGUUGCAGACCAUCUAUCUAGAUUGGAAUUAGAAGAAGAUCCUAAUAAGAAAAAUCUACAAAUUGAUGACAACUUUCCAGAUGAACAGUUAUUUUUUAAUGCUGAAGAAGAAAGGCUACCAUGGUUCGCAGAUUAUGAUGAGCCCAUUCUUUUUCGUCAUUGUGCUAACCAAGUAAUUAGAAGAUGCAUCCGAGAAGAAGAAAUGUUGUCCAUCCUUACUCAUUAUCAUACUUUGCAUUGUGGCGGUCAUUUCGGAGGAACAAGAACAGCAGCAAAAGUUUUGCAAUGUGGGUUUUAUUGGCCUACAUUAUUUAAAGAUGCUAAUGUCUUUGUCAAGAUUUGUGAUCGUUUUCAAAGAACCGGUAAUAUAUCAAGAAGAGAUCAAAUGCCAAUGACUGGUAUUCUAGAAGUUGAGUUGUUUAAUGUGUGGGGAAUAGACUUUAUGGGACUGUUCCCACCAUCUUAUAAUAACAAGUACAUUUUUCUUGCGGUGGACUAUGUUUCUAAAUGGGUAGAAGUUGUAGCAACUCCUAAUUGUGAUGGUAAAGAGGUACUUAAAUUCCUUCACAAAAUUAUUUUUACCCGGUUCGGUACUCCAAGGGCAAUUAUUAGUGAUAGAGGGAGUCAUUUUUGCAACAAGUCCUUUACUUCUCUUUGUGCUCGUAACGAAGUUCAUCAUCGAAAGGCGUUAUUUUACCAUCCACUUGCAACUGGUCAAGCUGAAGUGUCAAAUCGGGAGAUUAAAAGCAUCUUGGAAAAGACUGUAAAUACAUCAAAGAAUGAUUGGUCGAAAAAACUUGAUGAUUCACUUUGGGCUUAUCGCACAGCAUUCAAGACUCUGAUCGAGUUUCUGUGGAAAUUCUAG